AUGUCUGGCCUCGAGAUAGCCGGUCUUGUGCUGGGUGCCUUGCCUCUCGCCAUUGAGGUCCUGGACAGAUAUGGCGAAGUAGCCAGGCGCAUUGAUGUCUUCUUCAAGAUCAGAACGGAAUACCAGGAAUGGCGUCGGCAACUGAAAUACAAUAACCUGCUCUACGAAAGAAAUCUGAAAGAGCUGCUUCUUCCUCUCAUGAUCGAUGACGAAACGGAAAAAGACAAGAUCCCCGAACUCAUCAAGGAUCCGUUUGGGAGUUGGUGGACCGAGCCCAAGACAGCCCGCCUUCUGCAGGAACGCCUAGACGAUGGCUAUGAGGUGUAUAUGGAUUGCAUUCAGGUGAUAAAGCAGGUUAUGGAAGACAUCGUUCAUGAGCUUGCUUUGGGUCACUCAUCAGUUCAGAGCAAGAUCACUACACCUGGAGAGGCUACAAUGAUUGCACGGUUGAGAGACAGUGACAAUCGGUCGUUCCAAAGAUUCAGAUUCAAGUUCGCCGUCAAGGGCCAGGAGAAGCGAACCCGUCUGUUCAGCAAAUUUGAAGAUUACAACAGAAAACUCCGAGACCUUCUCGAGGGCAGCGACAAACUCAGAGAUCUCUCCGUUCAAACUCCUGUUACCGUUCAGCCAAAAGCUGCCGCCAUCGAUACUGCGCUCUGCAAAUUUUGGGUAAAAGCCGACAAAUUCUUCAACGCCAUUGCCUCAAGCUGGAACUGCCGAUGCAACACCCACUGUGCGAAUCUUCUUUUACGACAUCGGAGCAAUGCUACGCCCGAGUUUGAGGUCCUGUUCACAAAAGAACAGCCGUCUCCGGCAACAUGGAAUGCCCGAAAAACGAAGAUUGUUGGGAAACAGGGUGUCAACUCCGAGCCGGAGGAGGAGGCCAAAUCCCGGAUAAGUUUGCCGAUACACACGCCAUCGCACAAGGACAUCCGUCCACUCAAGUCCGCACUGGGGAAACCCGAAAAAAUCAAGAGGCAAAACCGCAAUGUUCGCGGGGUUCCAGUGAGUCAAGCAGUUGUAUCCACAACAACAGUAACGCUCGUAGAAGUAAAGCAAGAAGACAAAACCGCCAUCACCUCCACCGUUUCCACACAGACUACAACCUCAAAGCAGAUCAUCCACUGUCUCUGCACCGCCCUUGAAGCACCAGCCUCACCCGGAAUCCAAGGCGAGCCCAGCUACGGCUACCUCAUCAACGACGACAUCUCAUACCACAUCUACGACCUUCCCUACGAACCCACCACCCAACAACACACCGCCAUCACCCUCCAAAAUAUCAUCGACGGAGAUCUCUUCCACAUCCUCGAGCGCAAGCAACGAUACUCCAUAGCCCUUACCAUCGCCUCCUCCUUCGUCCAGCUUCUUGACUCUCCCUGGCUUCCCACCACCCUAACCAAAACCGACAUCAUCUUCCUCCGAGACUCGACUUCAGAAGAUGACGAUUACUUCCUCGACGAGGACGAGCCGGCUUUUUUGAACGAACCUUAUGUUCAACAGAAACUCACCGCCACAAUAACCCCAAACAAGACAAAACAGGAAACAGUACCAAUAGGCACAUCCCUCGACCAACUAGGCAUCAUCCUCCUCGAACUCUGCUUCGGCAAGCGCCUAAAAGAUCAGCCCUGCCGGCGACGGUAUGACGCCAAGUCGCCCGCGACCAAUGACCACGUGCGGGCGAUUUAUGACGUGGCUGCGGCGAGGGAUUGGCAGCGUAAAGUCCAGGGGGAGGCGGGGUCAGAUUAUGCGUCUGCGGUGGAUUGGUGUUUGGGGGGGAACAGAGGGUGUAGUGGCAAUGACAAGUCGUUGGAGAAGUCCAUGUCGGGAAGGUCAGGAAAUGGGGCGAAGGGGGCGGUGGAAAGAUGGAGGAAGGAUAUGCUCAACAAUGUAGUAGGGCGGUUGAAGUCGUCUGUUGACUAUUUGGCAGGGAAGGGGGUGGAGGAUUGA
Neurospora tetraspora is the source of this 1947-nucleotide messenger RNA. RefSeq lists its product as uncharacterized. NCBI's taxonomy places the organism in Eukaryota, Fungi, Ascomycota, Sordariomycetes, Sordariales, Sordariaceae. The record is from RefSeq and is a predicted model, not a curated record. The coding region runs from base 1 to 1947 and encodes 648 amino acids. The transcript has 4 exons.